GCCGUUGACGCUUUCCAGCUGUACUUGGCGAGUCUGGAAGAAGCAUUGUUUAUCAAAUUUGCAACGCUUUCCCGAUAGUAUAUAUAAAUUCUGUGACAAGAAGCUAAUAAAUUGAAUUCUGAAAGAAUAUUUUGAGAGGUAUGGGUACCAGGCAAGUAAAAAUGUACUAUCAUUCAGUAAUUACCAAGAAUAUCACAACAUUGUUAAAAUUAGCAGAUUUUGAAAACUGAAAAAUUCGUAAAAGUCGCGUCGCGUUGGCGGAUCGCGUCCGGUGUGUCUCGGCCUUAACAUUUGGUUCGGCGCAAGUUCGAUGUCUGAAACAGGCCUAAGAUGAAAGUAAGAAAGAAAUACGCACAUGGUCAUUUUUUGUGUAAUUUUUCGUCUGCCUAAAGUCAAUUCUUUAUUUCUUUCGCACACUGAUAAAGGAAGAACGACCAGCAUGGCACGGAUACCAAAAGGCUUGGAUUACGUCAGAUCAGUUCCAUUCUUUUUAAAGAUUGGUGCAUUCAUUAUGCUGCUCAUUGCUCUUAUUACUCUUGGGAUCUUUCUUGACGAAGCGAAUAUAGAUGUUAAAUUACAGCGUCAGCGUUAUGGCACAAUCAACUCCUUUGACGGGUGGGGGGAAAAGCGCCGUUUGGACAUUGGAAUGUCUGUUAUUGUUGUCUCCUUGCUCCAAGUUAUACUGCUGGUUGUAUUGUUUGCUACUGGACUUCAUGAAAAAAUAUCUAUUAUCAACUGGCCAUUAACAGUUGCAAUCAGUAUGGUCAUUUGGGGUUUGUUGCUGUUCGCUUCGGGCUGUUUUAUUGCCGACACAGCUUGGAAAUAUGAUGAGAAAACAACUUUUAAACAUGGGGAUCAUUAUCAUACCACACAGUACUCGUUUUGCGACUAUCUUAAAAAUGAUAUUUAUGAUUCAGAUGCCAGAUGUGGUCAUCUGGUUGGUUCUGCUGCAACCUGUAUCAUAACCACCAUUAUCUUUGGCGUGGACGCAUUUUUCAACCUCCAAUUAUGGCGUGGCAAGGAAACACCAUCAGCUGGUCCAGCGGCUGUUCCAACAUAAACUUCACUUUCUUUCACGACUUUCACGGAUGUCGGACAUUUAACCACUGAGCUAUGUGUCCAUUUAACUUUCAUAAAUCCUCUGAGGCCUUUUGAAAGAACGGAAAAGUGUCCAACUAGUACAACGUCAUGGCUAUCAAUCAGUGCAUGUACUAGGUAUUUUAUAAAUUUAAACAAUUUCAAAUAGGUAAAACAAACUAAAUUCUAAAGUUUCAUAUCGGUCCAUGUUUUUGUAUUAAACACUAUCAGCAGAUUUCAACCCUAGACCAGACCUAGUCUAGCCAUUGACAUAUACAUGGAGAUAAGUUCCAAAUAAGCAAGGAGCAGCGUG
This is a messenger RNA of Dendronephthya gigantea, 1390 nucleotides long. RefSeq lists its product as uncharacterized. Gene Ontology annotation, cellular component: membrane. NCBI's taxonomy places the organism in Eukaryota, Metazoa, Cnidaria, Anthozoa, Malacalcyonacea, Nephtheidae. The record is from RefSeq and is a predicted model, not a curated record. The coding region runs from base 356 to 1060 and encodes 234 amino acids. The transcript is spliced from 5 exons.